Molecule: messenger RNA, 2602 nt
Organism: Lotus japonicus
Lineage: Eukaryota; Viridiplantae; Streptophyta; Magnoliopsida; Fabales; Fabaceae
Product: B3 domain-containing protein Os01g0723500-like
Exons: 8
Coding region: 548-2353 (601 amino acids)
Molecular function (GO): DNA binding
Source: RefSeq, a predicted model, not a curated record
AUCCUGAGUCUCUCGUUUCUUCUUUGACUUCUUAUACUAUACUUUUAUUCUUCCACCAUCUCAAAUUUUUAUCCUGGUCAGUUUGCUCCCAGCGUUGAACAAUGAUGAGACCAGUUUCCAGAUCUGGUUCUUCAUCACAUUGCUGACUGUGAAAAAAUGGAGAAGAGAUUCAUUCACGUUUUCAGAUCUGUGCUUGCUUUCUGUCCUUUUAGUUUUACCCUCACGAACAUGUGAACCGAACCGGCCGGUCGAAACCGGAUCUAUGGCCGGUUCGGUCCGAGUUUAAUAACACCGGAUCAAGGUCUCACUUUCCUUCCUUCCGUCCCGUGUGAUGCUAAGGAACGGCGUCGUUUGAUGAUGCAGUUUAAGCUGGCUCAACAGAUGUUGCGAUGAUGAAGAUGCACUGAUUGAUUUCAUGGCUGAAACAAACAAAAGAUUCAGAUUCUGUGUUACUGUUUUUUUUAUGUUUGACAAGUGAGAACACAUUACUUGAAAUUAUCAAAUUUACUGUUUUGAAUCAAAGUAAGAAAAAGGGUUUCAUUCAUUCAUGGCCUGUGACUGUGAGGGGAUGUUGAAUGUGAGAAGGCCUCACUUCUAUGAGCUUUAUUCCCAUGCCUCUUCCUCUCAGACACUGAAACUUCCAGAUGGCUUCGUUGGUCGAAUGGAGGGAAGGACGAGCGGAUUAGUUUCCUUAACUGGUCCAAGUGGAAAUACUUGGCAAGUUCGAUUGAUUAAGCAGGACAAUGAGCUAUUCUUCCAUAAUGGGUGGUCAACAUUUGUGGGAGAUCAUCUUUUGGAAUGUGGUGACCUUUUGGUUUUCAGAUACGAGGGUCACUUACAAUUUACUGUGCAAGUAUUCGAUAAGAAUGCAUGUGAGAAAGAAGCAGCAUUUCAUUCUAAAUGCAGCCAAAAUUCAUGCAACUUUGAUAAUAUUAAAGGGCAAAAAAGGGACAGUGAGGAGAACUCUUCUUUGGAUGUUGUUGAUGGUAUUCCGAAGAAAAUGAGACGUAGUGCCAUGGAGAACCAUGGACUGGAGCUGGCUAUAGUUGGUAAAGAACUUUCCAAUUAUGAGGUAGUAAAACCAAUUAGUAUGUUCAGAGAAACUGAAGAAACCUCCAACAAAUGUUCAACUAGUGAUGUCCCUGUGCCUUUUCACAUGGAAAAUAGCAAUGAAGAGGCAGGCAUCCAUUGUAGAAGUGGCAAGGAAGAUGAUCAUUAUUAUCUCAGUGGAGUUUCACCAUCAAAAUUAUCAGCGCAUGAUGAGAAGAAAGUAGCUCAGUCAUUUACUUCCCCAUUUCCACAUUUUGUUAGAAUAAUGAAAAGCUUCAAUGUCAGCGGUUCAUAUACUUUGAAUAUCCCAUAUCAAUUUUCGAUGGCUCAUCUUCCAAACUGUAAGAUAAAGAUUAUACUUCAUAAUUUGAAGGGAGAACACUGGACUGUUAAUUCUGUGCCAACGACUAGAGUGCAUACAAGUCACACUCUGUGUGGAGGAUGGAUGGCUUUUGUUCGUGGUAAUAACAUUAAGGUUGGAGAUAUCUGCAUUUUUGAACUUAUACAUGAGUGUGAAUUACGUGUUCACAUUGCUAGGGUUGGAAAAGAUGAACUAGGCUACCAGGUUGGAAAACUAGAGUUCAGUAUGCCUAGUGCAGGAAAUGCCGUCACUUGCCAUAAAACUUCCAAAUAUAUGCUAAAGAAUCCUAAAGUCAGUUCAAAACGCAUAAGCAAAGUUGAUCUAUCAGACAAAAAGUGGUCAAAGAUUGGUCGGGAAGCUGUUUUAUCCAUUGAUUUAAAGAAAUCUGAAAGAGCUUCAAGUACUUCGAAGAAGAUGGGACUUUCGCCUCAGCCAAAAGCUUCCCAUAAAAAGUCGGCUAUUCAGAGGAGACAUCGGGUUGAAGAUGAAUUAAGCUCGCAGGCUAAAGCUGGUUUGAGAAUGUUGUUUGCACUAGAUGAACAGAGAGUAGCUCAAGCUUUUAGUUCCCCUUUUCCUAAUUUUGUGAAAAUCAUGAAAAAGUUCAAUGUCAGUGGAUCAUACACUUUGAAAAUCCCAUAUCAGUUCUCCGCCGCACAUCUCCCAGCCUACAAAACCGAAAUCAUGCUUCGCAAUUCAAGAGGUGAAUGUUGGACUGUGAACUCUGUCCCAGAUGCAAAAGGCAGGACAGUUCACACCUUUUGUGGGGGAUGGGUCGCCUUUGUUCGUGACAAUGACAUCAAUUUUGGAGACACGUGUAUUUUUGAACUCGUUGCACAGUGUGAGAUGCAGGUUUAUAUUUCUGGAGUUGGAAAAGAAGGGCUUGAUCAUCAUAAUGGGCAUGCGAAACUUAAUAGAUUAGCCUCUGUUCCAUCUACCUGCUAAUGUUCUAUGGCACACAAGGUUAGGCUUUGUGAAACUUUAUUGCUCAACCACAUCCUGUGUUGAUGUCAUGAUUUAUGAGUUAACUGUUACCUUGUUAUGUAACUACUGACUAGUGAUUACUGACUGUUAGUUAUCCAUGCUUAGUGUGAAGGUAUCCAUGCUUAAUCUUUAAAUUCAGACCUUCCUCAAGUGUUGGACCUUAAAUUUUCUGCAACAGGACGUGGCAUUUGACAUUUUGCAUUUCGUUUA